Oryza sativa Japonica Group (Japanese rice) is the source of this 816-nucleotide messenger RNA. Its product is annotated as GATA transcription factor 6. Gene Ontology annotation, biological process: cell differentiation; regulation of DNA-templated transcription. Lineage: Eukaryota; Viridiplantae; Streptophyta; Magnoliopsida; Poales; Poaceae. The record is from RefSeq and is a predicted model, not a curated record. Gene Ontology annotation, cellular component: nucleus. Gene Ontology annotation, molecular function: sequence-specific DNA binding; zinc ion binding.
AUGCGGAAACCGACGCCGUACGUCUCCCUCCAUGACGUCGUCGCCUUCGAUUUCGUCGACGGCGACGUCCCCUUCGACGACCUCGUCGACGGCGAGGGGCUGUGCUGCCCCGACGACCCGUUUGAGGAGGUCAUGAGAUGCCUCUCGGCGGUGGACGACCCUUUCUUGGCGGCGUUCAAGCUUGAUUGCUCGCCGCCGACGCCCGCGGCCGACGCCGACGUGGACUCCAGGAGCGAGGAGCACAUGCACGCCGACGUUGGCGGCGGGCUGGACUUGCAGAGAGCAGUAGGCGGCGGCGAUGAGAAGGCGGGCACGCCGAGCACCGUCGACGACGUUCCGUGGCUCCAAGCUUCGGCUGUGGCGAGGAAGCCGCGCCGCGCACCCGCCGCCGUACGCAAGAGGGUCUGGUCACUGGUAUCCCCCCAGCUGGCCACCGCCGCCGCCGCCGCCGUCGACAACAGCCGCGACGAAGUUUCCAGCGGCGGCGGCGGCGGAGGAGAAGGAGGAGAACACUGCUCGCGCCCCGCCAAGCGGCGGCGCAAAUGCGGCGAGGAGAAGAGGUGCGGCCACUGCCAGACGACGGAGACGCCGCAGUGGCGGGUGGGGCCGGACGGGCCGAGCACGCUGUGCAACGCGUGCGGCAUCCGGUACAGGAUUGACCACCUGCUGCCGGAGUACCGGCCGUCGACGAGCCCCGGCUUCGGGAGCGACGGGUACUCCAACCGCCACAGGAAGGUGGUGAAGCUCAGGGAGAAGAAGAGGAAGAAGGCCAUGCUGGCCGCCACCGCAACGGCGCUAACUUCUGGGCCUGUGUGA